GUGAUUACGUGUUCGCUUUUAGACUAGCAGCACUUAUAGUAGCACUGGCAUUAGCUGUAGUAGUGAGCUUGGUAAACUGCACUUCGCCACAGCAGCGCUUCCGUUGUGUAUAUACAGAGAAAAAUGGGGGAGACGCCAUUGACUGACACUGUUCGACGUUAAUUGUGGUGUAACAGCAUGGACUUGCCAGCACUGCAAAUGUUGCAGCAGCACAUCAUUUGGACACUACUUGCUUACAGUCUUGAGGAGAUGGACCCAUAACCUCAAUGCAUUGUACCACGUGAAGUCACUCACAUCACACACACUGCAGUUUGCACUAGGAUAGAGGCCUUGACUGGGCUAGACAUGUUUGCCAAGCUAAAGAAAAAGCUUGCUGAGGAAGCAGCCACGGCACCUCGCAGCGGCGUUCGUAUUCCACGCACCAUCAGCAAGGAAUCCAUCACCUCAGUAGGGGCAGACUCAGGCGAUGACUUUGCAUCUGAUGGCAGCAGCUCCAGGGACGACUUACCGGCUCAAAUCCUAAGAAGAAAUGAUCAGAUCCGGAAGUUGGAAGCCAAGUUGUCAGACUACGCUGAGCAGCUACGAAUUAUGCAGAAGACCAAGGAGAAGCUUGAAAUUGCAUUAGAAAAUCAUCAGGAUUCCUCCAUAAAGAAACUUCAGGAACAGAAUGAGUCUCACCAGGCCAGCACAGCCAAAAUGGCAGAGGGAAUGACUUUGGCUCUGGAAAAGAAGGAUGAGGAGUGGAUGGAGAAGUUUGCUCUUGUGGAAAAGGAAAAAAAUGAGCUGUCAACCAAACUACAGAACAUGAUGGAGCAAAGUGCUACACUCUUCCAGAAAAGGGACGACCUGGACGAACUAGAAGGUUUUAAGCAGCAGGAGCUGGCCAAAGUCAAACACAUGUUACUGAGGAAAGAAGAUCAGCUGAAUAAGCAGGAGCAGGAGUUGCAGCAGAAGGAAGCUGAAGUCAACUUGGCAAAGAGUGGACUGUCCGAGACCCAACGGAAACUCCGACUCCUGGAAGCAGAGCACAAGGAGAGCUGCAGACUCAACUCUGAAUUUGAAAUAGAGCGCGAGGAUCUCCUGCUUCUCAAAGAGAAGGCGGACAAGAAGGUUGGUGAGCUGGAAGGACAUUGUCAGGAGCUCCAGUCUGUCAUCCAGCAGGUGUCAGAAGACUUUCAGAAGUCACAGGGUAUGGUGUCAGCUCUGGAGAAAUCACUGGAGGAUCUACAAACUGAACAUGAUGCGCUUAAGCUGCAACAGCAAAAGGCUGCGGUGACAGAGGAGGAAAAGGAGCGCUCAUUGGUGGAGCUUCAGACGAAAGUGACCUCACUAGAGAGACGACUUCAAGGCAACCUGAGUCAGGAUGAACAUCUACAAGAGCUUCUGAAGGAGAAGUCCAGUCUGGAGCUGAGUCUGCAUAAGACCCGGGCGGAGCUGCUGUCUGUUCGAACGAACCAUGCUGAUACAGUCAGCUCUCUGGAGGCACAGAUUUCUAAAAUGAGUUGCAGCAUCACUGAGCUGCAGACUCUCCUCCGUCAUAAAGACGAUUCGUCCAGAGCCUACAGAGAGAGAACAGAUGCGCAGGUUGCUAAUUUGGAGCAGCAAGUCCUGGAGUAUGGUGAAAAACUAAAAAGUGCAGAGCACCAGGUGACAGACAAACAACAACACAUGGAUAAACUGCAAGGAGAUUGGACUACAGAAAAGGUCUUUCUGGAUCAGCAAGUGUGUUUGUUACAGCAGCAGAGCAAGGAGAAGAUCAGUCAGCUGGAGAAAAACAUCCUUUCAUUAGAAAUGGAAAAAAAGACGCUGCAAGAGACUGUUGUUGAUUUGGAGAAGCAGAGGGGCGAGUUGAACAACACACUGAUGCAGCGGACAGAGGAGCUACAACAGUGCAGGCUGGACCUAGAAAGUCGACAGAUGGUGAGCACAGAAAUCGCCAAAGCUCUGGAAGAAACCAGACGACAGAAGGAGGAGCUGCAGACACAGGUUGAAGAGCAGGUCCUGUCCCUGAAAAGAACACAGCAGGACAUGUCCACUGUCAGGGAGACACUGACUGCAAGAGAGGAAGAUGUCAAAACUCUGCAGAAUGAGGUACAAAGCCAACAGACUUCCCAUGCCACGCUGCAGGAAGAGGUGGAGAAGUUGCAAGCUCAGUUAAAGCAAGUGGAGCUGGACAGAGACUCUCAGCUCAGCAGCCUAAAGGAGCAGCUGGUCAGCCAGACAGAGCAACUGGACAGCUCCCAGUCACGGAUCCUGUUCCUGGAAGUGGAGGUGGAGACCCUGACAGAGCAGCUCCGCACCCCUGUGGUGUGUGAGGAGGAUCAAAAUGGCAGUGUGACGAUGGAUGAUCUGGAUCACAUUCAGAAUGUCAACAAAGAUCUGGAGCAGCAGCUCAAUGAUAAGAACAAGACCAUUAGGCAACUGCAACAAAGACUGGCUGAACUAAAGAGGACUUUGCAGAAAGAACUGAAGUUAAAGCCCGAACCAGAGGCUGAUGCGAAGGAGAAGUCGACAGAGAGCCGGGCAGAAAAACAAGAGAGGGCUUCUCCAGAUCCCCCACAAGUGUCUGCCCCAAGCCCCCCGAGCUCAAACACCACCGUGACCAACAACUCAGACCUCAGCGACUCAAGGGAGAUCAACUUUGAAUAUCUCAAACACGUAGUUCUCAAGUUCAUGUCGUGUAGAGAGGCAGAGGCAUUUCAUCUGAUACGAGCUGUCUCCGUACUGCUGCACUUCACCCGAGAAGAAGAAGACAUGCUGAAGCAAACGCUAGAGUACAAGAUGUCCUGGUUUGGAUCUAAGCCUUCUCCUAAAGGGAUCAUCAGGCCUUCCAUCUCAGGCUCUUCAACUUAUUGGAGAUGAUAAGCAGCAGAAAGAGAAAGGACUCUGUUCCUCCAUACUAAGGACUCCAGCUUUAAACUGUAAACAACCAGUGACCCCUAGUGGGAAGAACUGUUGUUUUUCUACUCUGUGUGAGGGGCUUGACAAGGGCUGCACAGGUUGUGGGAUAGAUAUAUUUAUAAUGGUUUAUUUUUAUGGUUACAAAAACAGGAAAAGAUGCAUCAUUCACAAUUGAGAUCAAACCAUUGUAUAUUUCUCCGGUUGGGAAAUGCAUAUGAUCAAGAGAGAAGUCUGAUUAAAUGCCGUUCUUUUAAAUAAAAACAAAGCAGCACAGCACACGUGGUUUAUAUGAGGGCAGGACAUUUGUGUUAGCUGGACAACAUCUAAUGCUUUCAGCCACUGUUGGAACCUUUAAAUCUGUCACAUAAAGAUUAUACUGUAGAGUUAGAUAAUGAAAAUCUUUCUCACUCAGAUCCUUACUACAUCACACAAACUGACAGAUCUUGCCAAUAAGGACCUUUAGUAUAGAAACCUUGUGGGAUCAGAGGUUUUUUUUUUGAACGGGCUGUUGAUGCCUACUUCAGUGUUGAAAAUCAAAAGAACUCUGCACAGGUGCUGAAAGAAGAAAGAAAAACUAAAUCAAAGUGAAUACUGUUGAUUCUUAAUUGACUCUUUGGGUUAUAAUGAGUGUGUAUUAUGUUAAUGACAGAAGGACUGCCUUUAACCUGCAUAUGCUGUUGUAAAUGAAAGUACAUUCCACAUGUAAAUUUCUGUAUAGAGGAUGUACAAAUGGUAUGACAUGAGAUCUUUAUAAAUUGGUGGAUGUGAGUGGUUUGAUGUUUUUGCAGUAUUUAUCAAAAUCAAACCAGCACAGUUGAUUGGUUUCUGCUCUAGGUUCUAUCUUGACUACCCCAGUCCACAGUGUGACUUGAGUCACAUGAUGGUGAUUUUAUUUAUUUUCACAAGUGAAUAGGCUGCAUGCCUGCUGGUAAAUUAUUUAACACUUGAUUACUUUCUUUACAAGCCAGUCCUAACUUUAUUCAUCACUUUUCAUACCAAAAUUCAGGAGGUUCUGCUGGAUUGGGUUUUAAAUUCACUGAUUAUUGUGAAGAGACAUUUAGUUUAAACUUCUAUGAACAUAAUUUCUAUAACUUGUUUUUCAAAUUUUACAGUAUCUCAGAGCAGUGUGCAUACACAGUGCGGUCAGGGUUUUCCAUAAUCCCAUAAAAUCUAAACUAUAACCUUUAACUCACUUGGCUCACGAAGGUUCAUGUAUUAUCUACCAACAUGGGAUACAGGUUUGCCUGCAGAAAAACAUGUAACCACUGAACAGUUCAGUGUGGUGUAGCAGACUCCUGUUUACACAGAUACUGAAGUCAUGAGGAUAAUUUAAAAAAAAUGCAAAUUGACUUUUUACUGCUACAGAUUCUAAUCUACUGCCCACUGCUUACUUUGGUGAUGGGUUAAAAGCAGAGGCUCGGUUUCAUUGUAUCCCUGUAGUACUGUAAAAAAUAAAGACCAUGAACAAAACACUCAUCCAUCAAUCAACAAUCAAUAUUUGUCUUUUCCUUGGUAUGAUUUAACAAGUGCUGCUGAUUUUAUUCGUUGUUUCUUAAUAUUAAAUACAAUAUGAGAAAAA
Molecule: messenger RNA, 4480 nt
Organism: Cynoglossus semilaevis (tongue sole)
Lineage: Eukaryota; Metazoa; Chordata; Actinopteri; Pleuronectiformes; Cynoglossidae
Gene: golga1
Product: golgin A1
Exons: 24
Coding region: 346-2862 (838 amino acids)
Cellular component (GO): Golgi apparatus
Source: RefSeq, a predicted model, not a curated record